GAAGUUGGCCGAAAACUAAAAGGAAGAAGAAGAAAAAAAGGAGAUUUAUUUUUGAGUAAAAUAGACAAAAAAUUGUUUUUCGUAAAUAAAAAGGAAAAUCGUGAAUUUCCCGAGAAAAUGACAGCAUUUGAUGAAUUUGCCUACUUGCUCAAUUUGAGCGAAAAUCCUACAAUUGAGGAUUUUAUCCUCCUGACAGGGACAAUUGUUGCCCUGGUGGCUUUUAUUUUGUGGUGUUGCUUCCCCACAGUGCCUAAUGCACAGCCGGCAAAGGAAAAUUUUGGGCAGGGAUUCUCAUGCAAUCGCUCAGUUCAGCAUCCCUUUUCGAGUCACCAACAGACCACCUACAGCAAGGACUCCUAUUCGGGGAUAAAUUCAAGAAACUCCUACCACUACUGCACUUAGGGGGAGACGCACGAAGAAACUACUGGUGAUCAUCACUUUCAUUCCCAUGGAUGUGAAAUCAAAAUGAAAAGACAUGCUAUUUUUUUCCUUCUUACCUUUACAAUUUAAACAUAAAAAAAGAACUCAUGAUCUCUCUAUCUAGUCGAAAAGAAGAAUAAUGUAUAAUCUGUCGUAUUAUAAUCGUGUGCAAUGUGAACUGAAGAAAAUAUUUAACAACAAAAAAU
Lutzomyia longipalpis is the source of this 626-nucleotide messenger RNA. RefSeq lists its product as uncharacterized. The record is from RefSeq and is a predicted model, not a curated record. NCBI's taxonomy places the organism in Eukaryota, Metazoa, Arthropoda, Insecta, Diptera, Psychodidae. Bases 118 to 402 code for a protein of 94 amino acids. The transcript has 2 exons.